UUGGUCCUUUAAUCAUCAACAUUUUGGUUUGAUUUGGUUGGCAACUUGGCAAUACCAUUCUAUUCUAUCAAUAUUAUUGAUCGAAUUUUAAUGUGGCAAGAUUAUAAUCACAAAAAUAAUGGUAGACACCAUCUAUCCAUGUUUAAUUUCAUUAUCGUCAAUAAUAAGAAUUCAUUAAAAUUGUUCUCAAUUCGUAUAUACAAAAAAUAAAAUUGUUCCAUCAACUCGACAUAAAUCUUAUCUUAUCAUAUCAUUAAUGUUUGUUUUAUUGAAUCGAACCAUGAAAAACGCUAUACGCUAACCAAAUAAUCUUUGAUAUAUUUACAAUAAAGAAAAUAUAAAUCGAAUGCAAUAAUAUCGUAACUCUGAAUAUAUUGACCAUAAUGUUUGGCCAUAGGAGUUAAGAAAAAAUGCUCAAAUCAACAAACAAAUAAUGAUUCAUGGAUCAACACUAAAUUGUAUACAGAAAAAAAACACAAUACAACAACCGAACGAAGAAUACUCAUUCGAAUCACAGAUCAAGAUGUUACGAAGAAACUGAAGUACAAAUUUUACAAAUGAAAACAAAACAAAACAAAACAAAAAAAUUCCUAAAAAUACUCGACAGAAUUAACAAACUCAAAUAUUUUUAAUUAUUACAAUCAAUUCAUUGAAAAUAUUCUAUGCAAUAAAAACAAGAAUCGAUUUUCAAUGAAUGAGUCACAAAAGAAUCCCGUUUCUGUAGCAGAUAUCCAAUCGAAACAUUUGCCAACCACAAUCAGCCCAUCAAAACGAUUUCGACAAUUGAAAAAAGAUCAUGUAAUUUCGAAUAAACAAAAUAAACGAACCGAUUAUAGGCGUUUAUUCGGAUAUUCAGAUAUUCACGCUGAUGAUAAUGAAACUGAUUGUUCAUCAUUAUCUAAUGAUAGAAUUAUCAAUAAAACAUUGAUCAAAUGUAUUGGAAAAAAACAUACAAAAUGGACAUGUAAAAAUUGUCAUUUUCAACAGAAUUUAUCCACAUAUUCAGAAUGUGCAAAUUGUGGACGACAAAAAUGUCAUACUAAUUCACAUGAAGAAUUCGAGAAUAAUAAUCGUAAUCGUAAUACAGCAAUAGGAUCAAGAAAUCAUCAAUUCGAUUGUCUUGACAAACGAUCACAUGGUCAUGCUAAUGUACCAGUUAUUAAUCAUAAUAAAAAAUGGCGUAUACUUUUCCGUUUAUUAUCGGAUGAUUUAAAUCUUCCUUCAUCAUCAACUGGUACAAAUCCAUUAAGUAAUUUUGCAAGUAUUCUUGUCGAUAUGGCUAAAUCAACUACUACAGCCAAUAACAAUGGUACCAACAAUGGUAAACGUCAUUCGGAUACAAGUUCCAGUCAUCGUCAUAUAGAUCAAAAUGAUGGAAAUAAACCUGAAUAUUAUUAUAGCCAAACUGAUCUAUAUACCUACUUAAAUACAACAUUAGGUUGUGAUGGCGGUGGUAUAAGAAUGAUAAAAAAUCGUCAUACAGAUAAAUAUCGUCAUUGGAAAUGUGAAAUUUGUCAUCAUCCAUUCAAUAUAAACACUGCAUUCUAUUGUUAUAUUUGUGAUCAACAUCGUUUUGGUUUGAAAAAACAAUCAGCAUCCAAACAAUUAUUACGACAAAUGGUACAAAAUUCAAAAUUUUGGGCUAGAAUGAAUAUUGAAUCCACCGCAGCAAAUGAUACAAAUGAACAACAACAACAACAACAACAGUCUGAUUUUUAUUAUGACGAUAGUCUAGUAUCGAAAAGCAGUACAUUAUGCUAUAAUAUUAAUCGUAGUCAAGAUGAAGAUUUUCAAAACAAUGAUUCUGAUGAAUAUAAUCAGAAUAUUGAACGAUUAGAUAAUGACGAUGAAGACGAUGAUGAAGAUGAUGAAGAUGAUGAUGAUAAUUAUGAAACUGAUUCAUCAUCAACAUUAUCAUCAUUGACAAUUUCAUCGAUAAUAUCCGAAUCAAUAUCAGCUAAUAAUUUAUAUUUAUGUAUUGAAAAUUUAAAACUAGAAGAAUCCAACAAUCGAAAUGAUAAUAAUAAUAUAGAUAAUCGACAAACAUGGCAAUGUAUUAAAUGUACAUUGAUCAAUGGUGAUGAACAACAAUCAUGUGCUGUAUGUGGUGGAUCUCGAUUGAAUAGUGUAGAAUCGGAAUCGAUAACAACGACGAACAAUUUCAUCAAUUCAAUUAAUAAUGAUGAUAAACCGAUUUUUGUAACAAUAAAUCCACAACAACAAUGGACAUGUAUUAAAUGUACAUUACGUAAUUCCAUACAUAAUGAUCCAAUAUGUGCCGCUUGUGGUUAUCCACGACCACCACCAUCCAUACAAAAUCCAUCUUUACAAUCAUCACAAUCACAAACACGUAGACGUGACCUGACUCGUCGUAAUCGAUCACAUUGGGAAUGUUCAGCAUGUACAUAUCUUAAUUCAUCGGAUAGAUUUUCCUGUGAAAUAUGUCAUCAAGGUCGAUGUGUUUUAACAUUGAAACCAGUAAAUCUAUCGUCUACGAAUGAUAAAUUAUCAUCAGAAAUUGUAACCGAAAAAUCGAUACCGCAAGAUGAAACACUUUGUCAUGGAGAAAGUGAAUUGAUGGAAACAUUGCGUAGAAUUGAAGAAAAGGAAUCACGACGGCUAUGGCAUAAUAUCGUACAAUUUUGUUCAAAUAAUCGUAUGCAAUUUGUUGAUGAUUCAUUCCCACCAUCUGAUCAAUCACUUUAUCAUAUACAAUCAACUUUACAAUCAACACCAUCAUCUGCAACAAUCAAUACAUUACGAUUGAAUACCGGUCCUGUACAAUGGUUAAGGCCACAUCAAAUUCAAAGCGAUAUAAGUAGCUCACAGGUACGUUGGGCUGUAUUCCGUACACCAUUACCAUCGGAUAUUCUUCAAGGUGUACUCGGUAAUUGUUGGUUCUUAUCAGCAUUGGCCGUACUAGCUGAACGUUCUGAAUUAGUGGAACGUGUUAUGAUAACAAGAGAAAUUUGUACACAAGGUGUCUAUCAAGUACGCCUUUGUAAAGAUGGUCAAUGGAAAACUGUAUUAGUUGAUGAUUUAUUACCUUGUAAUCUGAAAGGUCAAUUAGUUUAUUCACAAGCAAAACGAAAUCAAUUAUGGAUACCUUUGAUUGAAAAAGCAAUGGCCAAAUUACAUGGAUGUUAUGAAGCACUUGGUUCUGGAAGAUCAAUUGAAGGCCUGUCCACAUUAACUGGUGCUCCAUGUGAAAGUAUUUCAUUACAAAGCCCGAAAUCCGGUAAUGGACAGCAACAAUUACCACAUAAUGAACAGAUAGAUUAUGAUUUCAUAUGGGCACAAUUACUUAGUUCAAGAGCAGCUGGUUUCCUAAUGGGUGCAUCAUGUGGUGGUGGUAAUAUGCAGGUAAAUGAAUUAGAAUAUCAUAAUGUUGGACUUCGACCACGACAUGCCUAUUCAGUAUUGGAUGUUCGAGAUAUCGAUAGUUUACGUUUAGUUCGUUUACGUAAUCCAUGGGGACAUUUUGCAUGGAAUGGUGAUUGGUCCGAUCAUUCAUCAUUAUGGACAACGAAACUUCGUGAACAAUUAUUACCACAUGGCGCAGCUGAAGGUGUAUUCUGGAUUGCUUACAGUGAUCUUCUUAAAUAUUUUGAUAGUAUUGAUAUAUGCAAAAUACGUAAUGAUUGGAAUGAGAUUCGUUUGCAAGGUGUGCUGCCACCAAAUGCAUUUGAUAUUGAUAAUAUUCCUGUAGUUUUAUUAACUGUUACUGAACCAACUGAAAUUGAAUUGAAUCUAUUUCAAGAAGGUCAUCGACAAUCACAUCAACAACAACAAGAUUGGAAACGUGAUACAUCAUCAUCUGUACGUAAUGCUCCAUUAGAUCUAUGUGUAGUAUUAUUCAAACAUAAUGAACAACAUCGAUCCGAUGAUAUUGCAUCAAUGUUGAUGGGUUCAUUGGUUGCCCAUAGUAAAAGACAAAUUCGAUGUUUUGUUGGUUGUCAUGCUAUAUUAGAAAAAGGUGUCUAUACGGUUAUGUGUUUGGCAUUCAAUCAUUGGAAUACAAAGAUUGUAUCAUUUAGUCAUUAUCCAAAAUUUUUAUUAGCCAUACAUAGUUCAAAACGUCUUUCGGUUGAAACAAUUACUGGACCACCAUUUGUAUUGGCCGAUACAAUUAUACGAUUAACAAUGGAACGUGGACAACGUCAUGAGGGCCGUGAAGGUAUGACUGCAUAUUAUCUAACAAAAGGUUGGGCAGGUUUAGUUGUUGUCGUCGAGAAUCGUUUUGCUGAUCGUUGUGUACAGGUUAUUUGUGAUUGUACAGAUAGUGUUAAUGUUGUUUCUACGCGUUCAACAUUACGUACGAUUGAUUCUAUACCACCACAACAUCGGCAAGUGGUCAUCGUUCUUACACAAUUGGAUGGAAGUGGUGGAUUUUCUAUUGCACAUCGUCUUACACAUCGUUUAUCAUAUUCAAGUGGUCUACAUGAUUGGGGACCAUUCGGUACAAAUCAUGUACCAUCGAUUGAUCGUUUUAUGUAUGGAUUGCAUACAAAUCAAUAG
Dermatophagoides farinae (American house dust mite) is the source of this 4518-nucleotide messenger RNA. The record is from RefSeq and is a predicted model, not a curated record. Lineage: Eukaryota; Metazoa; Arthropoda; Arachnida; Sarcoptiformes; Pyroglyphidae.